Nyctereutes procyonoides (raccoon dog) is the source of this 1462-nucleotide messenger RNA. Its product is annotated as translation initiation factor IF-2-like. Bases 1 to 876 code for a protein of 291 amino acids. The record is from RefSeq and is a predicted model, not a curated record. The transcript has 4 exons. Lineage: Eukaryota; Metazoa; Chordata; Mammalia; Carnivora; Canidae.
AUGGCGGGGCGGAGAGGCCGGGCGGCCGCCAACGCCGCGUCUGCUCCCGGAGGAAGGGCCGCCGCCGCCCGCUCGGCGGAAAUCCCGGCUUCCGUCCCUCCCCCCGCGCCCUCCUCUCCCGAAGGAACGCGCCCGCCCCGCCGCCCCCAGGCGGCUGGUGUUCCGCGGCACCGCGCCCCCAGGCCGCACCCCCUUCGCCCCGGAGGCGCGGCCCUGCGGACCCGGAGCCCCGCAGACCGCCGACCGCCGACCGGGCGCCCGCACCUGCGGCCCUCAGCGGGAGCCGCGCUCAGUCCCGCAGGGGAGCAGCAGCGAGUCAAACCUCACCCAAGAACGGCGCGGCCCUGCACGCCCGAGGCUCCCAGUGCGGCUUCGCGGUGCCGCAGGACGGAGCCCGCGGUCGGUCGGAGGCACCGGGAAGCGCGCGGCCCGCUGUGCUGUUGCAUCGUUUCAGACCAAAAAGAAGUAGUACAGAAACGGUCCAGCCCACCCGCAACGGCUAACCCCCGGGGCCGAAGCCCCGCAGAGCUGGAGACAGGCCCAGGGAGGGGUCCUCGGACACCGAGGAAGGUGCUCUGGCUUCUGACGCUCCCUCUAGGACUUGAGAAGCGACCUCCCUCUGGUUUCCUCUCCCUUCUCCAUCACUGCAGUGAGAACGUCAGGUGGCCCUUGCCUAGAGAAGUGUGCGCUGACUCGUCGCGACUUCAAAUCCAGGGUGAACAUUUUCUUCUCGUUUACUCACAGGCUACAUCUCUCAGCACGAGAACAGCUGAAGUUGGACUGCGGACAAGACCCGCGGGGCCAAAGCAGAGGGAGACACGGAAGGCUCGAAGGGACAGCCAGCCUGCUGGAAAGGCCGCUCGCGAUGGACGCUAGUGGCCGUGCCCAGGCGUGGAUGGAAGAAGGCUCUGGCUGCCAAAUGUUGUCUCUGCUGGUUCCACGCCGUCCCUCAGGAUGAGGAGAAUCCCCUGGGCUGGGCCCCAUCCUGAGGCCUACCUCCUAGUUUGCCAGACUGCCUCUGGCCACUUUACUGCCUCAAAACAGACACAAAAGUCCACUUUUCAAAACCAUCACUCUCACCAGGAAUGGGAAUGCCUGUGAGAAACUGGUGUGCACAUCCCAUGUUAGGGACUCGGUCUCUUCCCUCACACAUUUGCUGCCUGAGGCCACUCUUCAUUCAUCUUCACUAUUGCCGACCUUGCAGCUCUCCCAGGCCUCUCCUCCUUGCCUCGCCUUGCGCCUUGCGGUGGACCCACUGGGGAGGGGUGCAGGGGUGAGGCCCAGUCACAGCAACACCCAAGACCAAACCUCUCAGGACUUGGUGGGAAAACAGAAUUUUUAAGUUAAUUUGAUUCUGGGGAUCCCUGAGUGGCUCACCGGUUUAGCCCCUUCCUUUGGCCCAGGGCGUGAUUCUAGAGAUCCGAGAUCAAGUCCCACGUCAGACUCCCUGCAUGGAGCCUGC